Pogoniulus pusillus (Red-fronted tinkerbird) is the source of this 1400-nucleotide messenger RNA. Its product is annotated as pleckstrin homology domain-containing family A member 4-like. The record is from RefSeq and is a predicted model, not a curated record. Gene Ontology annotation, molecular function: phosphatidylinositol-3,5-bisphosphate binding; phosphatidylinositol-4,5-bisphosphate binding; phosphatidylinositol-3-phosphate binding. Gene Ontology annotation, cellular component: extrinsic component of cytoplasmic side of plasma membrane. The transcript has 7 exons. Lineage: Eukaryota; Metazoa; Chordata; Aves; Piciformes; Lybiidae. The coding region runs from base 1 to 1314 and encodes 437 amino acids. Gene Ontology annotation, biological process: positive regulation of canonical Wnt signaling pathway; positive regulation of Wnt signaling pathway, planar cell polarity pathway.
AUGUGCUGCGGGAGCGUCCGACGCAUGCGUGGGAGGGGGACGCGGUCCGGGACCCGGCAGCGGUCGGACGCCCUAGGACCCCCCAAAGGUGCCACGGGGUUCCUGACCGGGAGCGCCUGUGAACGAUGUCCCCGGUGCCGUGGGGUGUCCCCGCCCCACGGGGGCCGACACGGGGACCGAUGGGCGGGGCCGCGGGGCGGGACCAGCACUGCGAUAACGGGACUGGAGUCAGCGGACCAGGACCGGCACUGGCACAGAGGCACGGAACUGGGGCCGUGCCGGGCCGUGCCGCGGGUUCAUGCCUUCGGAAAGGGGGAGCAGGCACUGCGCAGGGACCCCCGGGACCCCCCCGCUUUGAGGGGCUGGCUGCUCAAGCAGGACAGCUCGGGGCUGCGGCUCUGGAAGCGGCGCUGGUUUGUCCUGGUCGACCUCUGCCUCUACUACUACCUGGACAGCAGCGAGCAGCGGGUGCGGGGUGGCCUCCCCCUGCCCGGCUACGAGAUCCGCAUCCUGCCCCGCGCUCCCCGCGCCCCCCGGUUCCUCUUCACGGCUGAGCACCCCGGGAUGAGAACGUACUGCCUGGGGGCCGAGACUCCCAAGGAGCGCAGCGAGUGGGUCAGAGCCCUGCGGCGGGGGGCGGCAGCCCUGCCCCGCUCCCCAUUCUCCCUGCAGGCAUCUGAGGAACCCGAGACUACAGGUCCCCCCACGCCCCCGCUGCCCAGUCCUCCCCUGAGAGAGGAGCUGGGGGCACCCCCCACGCCCCCUCCUCGCUGCUUCCCAGUCCCUCCAGUGCCCUCCAGCAAGGUGAUAACAGUGAGGAGCACGUCGCAGGAAGGGCUUCUGGGGCAGGCUGGGGGACCUGUAGAGCAGGGGGGGCUGUGGGGCAGGAGGAAUUUACGGGACGGGAGCAAGAGCAAUGGGGCAGGAGGAGACUCCGGGGCAGACCGCGGGGGACCGCCACAGGGCACUCCGCAGCAGCGGUUGGCCCUCACCGCGAGUUCUUCGAUCCCAGGAGGGGAUCCCCGCCCAGACAGGGCCUGGCAGACCGGAGCAGAGCCGGGGGGCGCCGCGGAGACCCCCCCUCCCCACCGAGGCAGCCACAGGUGGGUCCCAGCCCCUGCCCCGCUCCCCGCCCGCGGGAAUCCCCGCAGGCCCCGCCCCAUCGUGGCCCCGCCUCCCCGCAGGGAAGAGCCACCCGAAGCCCCGCCCCCCAGGAGCAGCCACGCCCCCGCGGCGGGCCGGCAGCGCGCCGGAUGCGGCAGAGCAAGAGACUACAGCCAAUCAGACGCUGCGCUCCCAAACCGGCUCUCCUGAUUGGCUGCUGGCACUGGAGGACUCAGAUGAGGACCUGCUGUCGCAGGGCCCCGCCUCCACCCUGUCAGCCAAUGAGACUUCGCCGU